Hirsutella rhossiliensis is the source of this 426-nucleotide messenger RNA. RefSeq lists its product as uncharacterized. The record is from RefSeq and is a predicted model, not a curated record. The transcript has a single exon. Lineage: Eukaryota; Fungi; Ascomycota; Sordariomycetes; Hypocreales; Ophiocordycipitaceae. The coding region runs from base 1 to 426 and encodes 141 amino acids.
AUGAAGUACGCCACCGGAGCUUUGGUCGCCAUAUGCCUCGCCACUAGUAUCUUUGCCGCUCCCACUCAGGAAACUAGCCUGGGGGAGUACGAAGGCGGCUACCGCCGCUCCGUGGAAGCGGCCGACCAUGGCUGUAAGAACAAGCAGUCCCAUGGCAAGAAGAAGCACCAUGGGAACGACGACGCCCCUGCUGGCGGCUACCGCCGCUCCGUGGAAGCGGCCGACCAUGGCUGUAAGAACAAGCAGUCCCAUGGCAAGAAGAAGCACCAUGGGAACGACGACGCCCCUGCUGGCGGCUACCGCCGCUCCAUGGAAGCGGCCGACCAUGGCUGUAAGAAAAAGCAGUCCCAUGGCAAGAAGAAGCACCAUGGGAACGACGACGCUCCUGCUGGCGGCUACCGCCGCUCCGUGGAAGCUGCCAAUUAA